CCCGGACCCUCCAGCUCCUCUCACCGGCUGCUCAACUCCCCGCCCCGAGCGAUCGCUCCGCACCGAUAGAGGAGACAUCCGACCAGAGUCCAAAGCUCUUUCGAGCAAAAUCACGAUGUCCGGAAAUAAAAAGCAGCGAACGAACCUGCAGCGGUCGACCAACGUGGUGUACCAGGACCACCAUGUGAGCCGCAGCAAGAGAGGCCAGGUGGUGGGCACCAAGGGAGGCUUCCGGGGCUGCACUGUCUGGCUAACAGGCCUCUCCGGUGCCGGUAAAACCACCGUGGGCUUUGCUCUUGAGGAGUAUCUGGUGUCGCACGGCAUUCCCUGCUACUCGCUGGACGGGGACAACAUCCGGCACGGUCUGAACAAGAACCUGGGCUUCACUGCCGAGGACCGCGAGGAGAACAUCCGGCGCAUCGCCGAGGUGGCCAAGCUCUUCGCCGACGCCGGCCUAGUCUGCAUCACCAGCUUCAUCUCGCCCUUCACCAAGGACCGUGAUUUGGCGCGCACCCUCCAUGAGAAGGCCGGCCUGCCCUUCUUCGAGGUGUAUAUCGACGCCCCUCUGGAGGUGUGUGAGAGUCGUGACGUGAAGGGCCUCUACAAAAAGGCACGUGCUGGGGAAAUCAAAGGCUUCACUGGCAUCGAUUCAGACUAUGAACGGCCCAAUGCUCCAGAGCUGGUCCUGAAGACGGGACAGAUCACCGUUAACGAGUGCAUUCAACAGCUGGUGGACCUCCUGAAAGAACAGAGCAUCGUUCCGACGGGCGUGGUGGAGGAAGUGACUGAACUGUUUGUGCCAGAGAACAUGCUGGACAUGGCCAAGGCUGAUGCUGCCAUCCUGCCCACCAUCACCAUCAACAAGCUGGAUGUGCAGUGGGUUCAGGUGCUGUCGGAGGGCUGGGCCAGCCCACUGAAGGGCUUCAUGCGAGAGCGGGAAUACCUGCAGACCCUGCACUUCAACAACCUGCUGGAUGGCGGGUCCAUCAACAUGUCCAUCCCCAUCGUGCUGCCCGUAUCCACGGAGACCAAGGAGCAGCUGGACGGCUCUGCGGCCGUGGCUCUGGAGUUCCAGGGGGUGCGCGUGGCCAUCUUGAGGAACCCCGAGUUCUUCCCACACCGCAAGGAGGAGCGCUGCGCCCGGCAGUGGGGAACCUCCUGCCCCAAACACCCCUACAUCAAGAUGGUUUUGGAGGGCGGUGAUUGGCUGGUGGGUGGUGACUUGGAGGUGUUUGAGCGAAUCAGAUGGGGAGAUGGCCUUGACCAGUACAGGCUGACCCCAAAGGAACUGAAGCAGAGGUUCAAGGAGAUGAAAGCAGAUGCGAUCUUUGCGUUCCAGCUGCGAAACCCGGUACACAACGGCCAUGCCCUAUUGAUGAAGGACACACAGCGUCAGCUGGAGGGGCGUGGCUACCGGAGGCCUGUGCUGCUGCUCCACCCUCUGGGGGGCUGGACCAAGGAUGACGACGUGCCGCUGCCCUGGCGCAUGAGGCAGCACGCGGCCGUGCUGGAGGAGGGAGUGCUGGACCCCGCCUCCACCAUCGUCGCCAUCUUCCCCUCCCCCAUGAUGUACGCCGGACCCACCGAGGUGCAGUGGCAUUGCCGUGCCAGGAUGGUGGCGGGUGCCAACUUCUACAUCGUGGGCAGAGACCCGGCGGGCAUGCCGCACCCGGAGUCGGGACAGGACCUGUACGAGCCCACCCACGGGGGCAAGGUGCUCUCCAUGGCACCUGGACUCACCUCUGUGGAGAUCAUCCCCUUCAGAGUGGCGGCCUACAACAAGGCCAAGAAGGCCAUGGACUUCUACGAUAAAGAAAGACAUGCCGAGUUUGACUUUAUCUCUGGGACUCGGAUGAGGAAGCUAGCUCGGAGCGGAGAGAACCCACCUGACGGGUUCAUGGCACCCAAGGCAUGGAAGGUGCUGACGGAGUACUAUGGCUCACUACAGAAGGAUCAGUAGCUUAAGCGCAUCCCCCCACCACCAGCUACACGACCCAGGAAGCCCAAACAACAACUCAGAGCCAUAGCCCAAAACCCUGUUUCUCAAAAGCAUAGCUGCUAACCACUCAGCAACUUAGUUGGUUGCCAAUGGAAAAUUGCAUUUCAACCGAAUAAGUUGCUAACUUAGUUAGCAGGGAAGCUGUCGAGAAAUGCACCCCUGUGUCACUACAAUGGGACCCUACAGAGGAAAUGGUGGUUUAGCACUAGUACCUCCGUCAGCAGAGGCAAACAAACUGGAUUAGGGAUGCAAAGGUUCUGCCAUGUAUUUCUUCGGCCUGGUGCUCUCAACACCGGUGAUUUCACCAAUUAACCCCUUAGCGCAGAGCCUCUGUUAUUACUUAACUGUCUCCAAAAUGGUUUUGGCCCCGUCUUAAUCGGUUACGUAAGACAAUCUACAUUGUCAUAGCUAUGUUGUUAUGAUGUAGUUGAUUGUUGAUUGUCAGCAUAGAGUGAAUAGGCCUAUUGACGGGCCCAUUUACAGUAAGAGGCCACCUGAUAUAUUUAGGGAUGGGGUGAUUCAAAGAAUUGGCAGGAACAAAUUAUAUGGCAGGAGCUUUGCUGUCUGAAUCUAGGCUGUCUGCCUCUCACCACAACCCAGCAAACCCACACGACAAGUCACUUAGCUCACCACUGCACUUAAAUACACUACCUAAAUGACGGAGUCCACAGACCACUGAGGAUCCCACAAGAGCAGACACUGCACAAGCCCUGUUGCAAUCUGUUACUACAAAGCAAAACAUAGAUCCUACACAGUACGGUAUGGGCAAGCACAAUACUCCAUGAACCCAUGUAGUGCCACCAGCAUAACUUAUAAGUGUAAAUAACUUAAUGGCCUUUUUCAAAUGAUUUAGUUAUUGUUAUCAGAGUAUAUACAGUAUGUAAUUACGUGACCUGAUGUGGCAUGUCAUGUACGAUUACUUUGAUUGAUAAUGCAUGCACACUGUCGACUGGAGUCCAAAAUGUGAAAAGAUGCACAGCAACUUAAUGCACCUAAUGGUCUAAACCCCAGUCUUUCGGGCACUGCUAACUGCCCAAAAUUUUAGAAAUUAGUUUUUUAAAGAUAUUUAUUGACUGACCUUUCAGUUUGCAAUUUAACUGCAUCCUAAGUGCCUUCAGUCAAAGUCCCUAUUAAGGCUCCGUCACAAAUUUUUUUUCGAAGAGUUGGACCAAUUUUAGGUAUUUGUAACUUAAAUUUUACAGCUUAUUAUUUGCGUUAUUGCGGCUUAUUAGUUACACACUAUUAUAGCCCAAAUAGGCUAGUAAGGGAGGGAAAAAAGUUGGGAAAUGGUGUGUAUGUACAUGUAAUGACAUAGACUUCCGUGGUGGAACAAGUGCACAUGGGGCCCCAGGGUAAAACCUUUGAAAGCACCCCCCUACAGUCUGCCAAGGUCAUAAUAGGGCCCCCAACAUCAAUAUAGGAGGGCCCUGUUCCCUGGAGCAAAUGCCCUACUUACCCAACCCUAUAGCUCCACCCCUGCUAGGCUUUUAAGAACAUUGAAGGGACAGAUAUGAUUGGCUACCUCAUUUAAUUUGGCUCUGUUUCGAGUGAAAGCUGAUUGAUUACAUGUAUAAGUACACCAGUAGGCUAUAGUAGCAUUGCCAGUUGGUUGAUUGUGCUGAAUCCCAGUUGGUACUUAAUGGGCCGCUGACAUAAUGACUGUAAAAUACUGUGUUAUAACACAGCAAUUGCCUUAUUGAUCUUUAAUUUUUCUCGCAUCUCAACAACCCUUCAGCCAGGUCUAUGUGUGCCAAUAUACAUUCCAUUUUGUAAUAUGUAUGCGUCCACCUCAUCUACACACUGUAACCGUUAACUUAGCAACUUAAAGGCUGUGAAUAUCUAAAUAUUUCAAGAGAAUUAUAUAAGAUUUUUUUAAAUGCCAGAAGAGAUUUACAAUCAUGACCUUGUAUACCCUUGUUAAUAUUUAUCUUUUUAUAGAAAGAAUACAACAUAGUACUCUUUUUUUACAUUGUAUACUCGAGAUUUGCAGAGGGAUCAUUACAUGAAGUUAAACAUCUAUAUACGUAUUUAUCUGAGAAUUUAAUUAGACUUUGAAGUUGUUUCAUUACUAAAGGAUAUGUAUCACAAUUUCAGAGACACAAAAUACAUCAGUGGCUAUACAGUCUAUGUACAUGAUUCUACGUGGAUCAUCAGGAAUAUUUAAACUGGAAUCAAUUUGUUCAAGACAUACUCAACAAUUCUGUAUUUAUUUUAUUGUUUUGUUUUAAAUUUUUGGACCAAACGAGAAAUAAAACUAUGUGUCUC
This is a messenger RNA of Engraulis encrasicolus (European anchovy), 4264 nucleotides long. Its product is annotated as bifunctional 3'-phosphoadenosine 5'-phosphosulfate synthase 2-like. NCBI's taxonomy places the organism in Eukaryota, Metazoa, Chordata, Actinopteri, Clupeiformes, Engraulidae. Gene Ontology annotation, biological process: 3'-phosphoadenosine 5'-phosphosulfate biosynthetic process; sulfate assimilation. The record is from RefSeq and is a predicted model, not a curated record. Gene Ontology annotation, molecular function: adenylylsulfate kinase activity; sulfate adenylyltransferase (ATP) activity; ATP binding. Bases 116 to 1960 code for a protein of 614 amino acids. The transcript has 13 exons.